This is a messenger RNA of Spirodela intermedia, 4934 nucleotides long. Lineage: Eukaryota; Viridiplantae; Streptophyta; Magnoliopsida; Alismatales; Araceae. The record is from the annotation of a GenBank genome assembly.
AUGGUAGGCCCUUCUACCCCCAUAGGGACCAUACGACACAUCCAGGGCCUAACAAGGUUCUCUCGUGGACACUUACCUUUUGAAUAUCUAGAAUGUCCUAUCUUCCUCGGUCAUAGGCGCAUACACUAUUUUGACGCCCUAGUGGGCAAGUUGAGGAAGAAACUAGCAGGAUGGAAGUUACAACUUCUAUCCCUUGGAGGACGGAUCCAGUUGAUACGCCAUGUCCUCAUGAGCAUGCCAUUACACCUUUUGGCAGUCCAUGAGGUACCAGACACCGUCUUACAGACUAUUAGAUGGAUAUGCACGUCCUUCCUUUGGGAUGGACAACUUGAGGGACCUCGUCGCCAACGUCGAGUUUCUUGAGAGAAAGCAUGUCGACCUACAGAUGAGGGUGGCCUAGAUAUUCGGCACCGUCAAGAUGUACUCAACAUGCUUCAAAAGAAAUUCGUUUGGAGGAUGAGGACCACACCAUCGGUGCUAGGCUCUUUUGUGUCAACCAAAUAUGGUGAGUGGGCUCGACAGCAGGCUGACAUCAAAGGAGUCAAACGAUGGGCAGACUGGCAGCGACAUUGGUUAGAGAUGGUGCCCCUUAUUCGUUGGCGAGUAGGGCGAGGCGUGAUCAGUGCCUGGUACGACACUUGACUAGAGGACACACCAUUGGCCAGUUUUACCACUUUCACAUCCUCUUGGCCUCGCUUAACGGUAGCCCAACUUCUCCAAGGAGACACUCGUCUACUUAUUGAGAGGCAUGGACUACCGUCGGACUUGUUACCAGCCAUCACCAUGACUAAGACGAGUUUUACUGAGGACCAACCCAUCUGGACACUUACCGUAGAUGGCAGUUUCUCUUGUAGCUCCUCUUGAGAGUACUUUAGAAACCGCUCCCCAAAGACAUUUUGGGGAAAUCUCAUAUGGCAUCCGGCUAUCACACCUCCUGUUUCGUUCUUCCUGUGGAAGUUCAUGCACCGAGGACUACCCACCGACGAUCGAGUGAUUCUCACCGAUCAAGAGGUGGAAAGGAGAUGUCAUUGUUGUUCCAUCACGACAGACGAAAGUAUGGAACAUCUAUUUUUCCAUAGUGGUAUCGCUGUCGAGUGUUGGCGUCAACUUCUAGCGAAUUGGCUUCUAAUGCUCUCGUACAGACCUACGAGACCACCACUAGAGGUCUUUAGGAGAGUCUUUGACUCACCAACGAGUGUCAAGGUUAGUCCUUUCAUCCGUAUCUCCAUAGCAUAUAUGUUAUGGGAAAUAUGGAAGGGACGUAACUCAUCUCGAUUUACAGGCCAAGUGAUGCGUGCCACAGAGAUUAUGAGGCACGUAACACAAUGGCUUCGGAGUACUCAUUCCUUAGUGCCAAACAAAACGAAACGCUCGUGUUCUGUUUGUGAGGCUUUUGGGCUUUGGGGACUCCAUAUCAUACCUACACAGACUUGGACUACUAUUUGAUCUGUUAGAUGGACACCACCAAGGGUUGGACAGUGGAAACUCAAUGUCGAUGAAGCAUCUCAAGGCAACCCUGGACCAUCUGGAGGAGGAGGUAUUUUACAUGAUAGUACAGGAUGCAUUCUCUUUGCCUUUUCAAACUUUUAUAAUAUACGAACUAAUACUGAGGCAGAGGCUAUGGCAAUACGGGAUGGUUUGCUUCUUUGUGAGGAGUAAAAUAUUACUAAUAUUGUCUUAGAAUCUGACUCAAAAGUGUUAGUGGACAUGUUACGUGCAGACUCUUGUCCUCAUUGGAGACUCAAGAAUAUUUGGGCAGACAUCAUGCGAUGUCGAAGACGCAUCACAACCAUUACGCAUCAGUUCCGAGAAGGGAAUCAGACAGCCAAUGCCCUUGCUACGUAUGGAGUCAGAUCGCGUCGGAGGACAGUCUUCUCUUUUUGACAGGACAUGCCCCUCGAAGCUCGAGGUGCUCAUAGACUUGAGCGACUCGGCAUACCCUCUUUACGCAUACACCGCACUCCACUACCGGCCCCUCCACGGCAGUGGCGUAUUGCUUGGAGGAGAUCAAGGGUGAUUACUAUUGGCCGUGGCAGUGGCUGCUGAAGACCACAAUGGAGAUAUAGUUACGUGUUUCCUUUGUUUCUGUUUUCAGGUCUAUCACAAGCCACAACCAUGACAUCAUCAUGGCGCUCAUCCCAUACCACCGAUGUGAAAUGCACUUUGCCUAUCAACACAAGACGGACAACAAGGCACAUCGUAAUCCACUCGGGUACGCUACUUCCAAUCAUUACUCUCUUCAUAAUCACCUCACAUCUAUUAUCUAUCACCCCCAAGUAGUGAAGACAUAGAACUAUCAGCACAUGUUGGCAUCUGCCCACUUUUGAACUAUAGGUCUAUAGCACAUCAGACCUGCCAAACUAGUUGUGAAUCGCCAACCUAGCACCUCUCUCAAGAUCUCAUUAGUACCAUCAGCUAGCUUGAACCCAUGAGAAGGAAAGGAUCUAUAUCCAUAGGAUUGACCCUCUCUCUUCUCUCUCUCUCUCUCGAUUCUCUAUUUCUUUCUCCCUCCCUUUUUCUCUUUUUAAAAAAAAAAAAAAAGCGAGCAACCUAUUUUCCUUCCCCCAAUCACUAGACUCCAAAGGGAAUUACCCUUGUACACCAAAUAAUGGGCAUUAGUGGAGGGUAAAAGAAGAGGCCCUCAAAAAAAAAAAAAAACAAAAAGAGAGAAAGAAGAAAGAGAGAAUAAGAGAAAAGAAAAGAGUUAGAAAAAGAGACCAAGUCAUUCCUCGUGGGGUGAAAAGUUUCCUUACCUACUUAGAGGAAGUACGGCAACUGAUGGUACUAACAAGAUUUUGGCCAGAGGGAUUAGACGCGUGCAACACUAGAAAGGCAAAUUCAUAUUUGGGCUUAUUGUCAUACUCCAGCAUAGUUCUAUACUCCUCACUGUCUUAACAUAUCUUUUCUCACCACUUUAUAUCAUUUUAUUUUCUUUCUUAGAACCACUUACUACAGCAAAUUCUUGUCUUGCAGGAACACCUCAUGGUGCACAACAUGGAGGUUUACACGUCCUACUAUUGUCAACUAGAUAUUCCAACUUCAUGAACUUAAAAGCUCUUUCAGCCCAAAUGCAGAUCAACCGGUUUCUUUAAAUAUGAUGAGUGAACUGGAGUCUAUCUCCAGUAUUAUCACAUCCCCUCUAAAAAAAGAGGUCUUUCACCCUCCAUGUCAUCCUCGCCCCUUGUGCGAAUGAGAUCCCACUUAUGUAACCUCAAAAUGAGGUCAAACUUUUAUCACUCAAUCAAAUUUCUUCAAAAAAAAAAAAACCCUAAAUCUUAAACCCUAAACAAAGAUUGUCAUACCAUAGGAACCGCUACGUCAGGUACUAUUCCCAUUCUAUGAUACCAUUGUCCCAGUACGAAGCUAUAGCGAGGAUGAUGGGAGGAGGACAAUAGCUUUUACUUAUGAGGAGGUCUCCCAGAUGGCAGUCGCAUUCCAAUAUACCUUAGUUGGUCGUUUCACUACGAAAUGACCAACCAUAGGUGACAUAGAAAAGAUUUACUUGGCACCUAGAAAUUUUCAGGACCGAGUCUCCAUCGGAGCUUGAGACUAUCAUAGCAUAUAUAUUCGCUUUGAGUUAGAAGCGGAUUAUCGCCGAGCAUGGAGCCGACCCACUUAGACAAUAGGAGAGUCUACCCUCCAUACCCACAGAUGGACACCACAGACCGACAUAGGGUAUCGAGCACAUCAGUCUCAUGCGGUUCCAUUAUGGGUGGGCUUCCCUAGCCUACCUACCCAUUUAUUUACGCCAAAGGCACUUGAGUCUUUCACAAAUGCGGUGGGAACAUUCAUAUGCCUUGACCCAGGCGUAAAAAUGUUCAACCGGCCAGGAUACGCACGAGUUUGUAUAGAGGUGGACCUAAUGGCCCCUCUACAGAGGACUCUCGUUAUACGUAGUGGAGAUGAUGAGCUUUAUCAGCCUAUCAUUUAUGAGAGAUUACCAUAUUUAUGCACACAUUGUGCUAUCUUGGGCCACACUGUCAGCACAUGUUGUCAGAAGGUAGGUACACCACAAGCGACCACAUGAGCCUUCUUAGUACCGAUCUCAUAUGACGAUUACCUUGUCGAAAUGAGAAAGGAUGCUCAGAGUGUUCGUCAUCCUCAGAGGUUGACUGCCCCUAUGGCGGCUCCACCUCCCUUACCUCGGAAGGCACAAGAAAAGCCUAGGUCACUGAUUGAGACACAGCAUGCACAGCGAAAGCCGGCAGCUGGACGCCCUUCUUCCAUCCACACAGGAGGAAAGAAAGGAACACGAGAGGCUACACCUUCCCCUUUAGGCAAGGGAAAGAAACCCCUAACCUCAAACACCUUCGAGGUCUUAGAAGCUUUAGAUGAGAGAAACUUUGAGGGACCUGCACAGAAGGGAACUAGGCCUUCCAAAGGGCUAGCAUCCCCCACUACGAGGGACUCACCUAGUCAAACCCCACAUACUAGAUCCCCUCGGGCUAUCCGACCCCCCAUACUCACCCACCCCACUCUACCCAUUAGUGUCUCUCCACCACCCAGCUCCUCCCCGCCCAUUCACUCUUCCCCACAUAGCAAGAGCCCUUCACCUCUUAGUCCCCACCGACCGAGGUCUACCCCUUUCUUUGAGGGUAUAGGCUUGGGCACUAUCCAUCCCCCUCAAAUCCCCGUCGAUGAUCUACUAGGAGGGCCUACCCCCAGCAUACUUCCUAUUAGUACAUCUUACGUAGCCCCCCGUUCUGAUUCUUACACCCUUCCCCCCUCUCCCCUACUACACCUGCCAGAUCAGUUCCCUAUACUUGAUCCACCACUCGCUGAUUCUAGAGAGAGCCCCGAUAGAAGACAGUGCUUAACGAAUCGUUAAGCACCGCACCCAUCCUCCUCAUCUAGUACUCAUGAUACUAGUGGCCACACGAUUAGUACCCAUGAGGAUGGUAGCUCUGAGACAGACAUUGAGACUACCUACUUAG